AUGAAAGAUGUUGCUUUCCCAAAGCGGAAUCAGGGCUUAGGGCUCGAGGUGGCUGCUCUUAGCGCGGGGAUGUUUGCACUGUUUGCCUCCCGCGCGGGUCACCCAAAGCGUAGAAGGUUCCUGAACUUCCUCUGCCUCUUCUUCUUCUUCUUGCUCUCGCUUUCUUCUUCACUUCCUCGCUUCCUCACCUCUGCCUCAGUUAUCCGUGAUAUCAGAGACUCACUCUGUGCUAGAAGACGGUUAUCGAAGAAUAUAGUUAGACCUACACAGUGCAAUUGUGCCUGGCCGAAGCAACCAUGGCUGAAACUUCAGCCUCUUGAGCCUAUUGCUGACAGACACCUGCUUCCAGGAGUUCGCCCGCGCGUAUACUUCGACAUCGAAAUUGGUGGAAGACCAGAGGGAAGGGUUGUGUUUGAGCUGACCGCAGAGAACUUCCGUGCCCUCUGCACUGGAGAAAAGGGAGAGGGCAAGUCCGGAAAGCCAUUGAGCUACAAGGGAUCUAUCUUCCACCGAGUUAUCAAGCAGUUCAUGAUCCAGGGUGGUGAUUUCACCGAGUUCAACGGCACCGGUGGAGAGUCAAUCUAUGGGGAGAAAUUCGACGAUGAGAACUUCCAACUCAAGCAUGACCGUCCAUUCCUGCUCUCCAUGGCCAACUCCGGGCCCGGAACCAAUGGAAGCCAGUUCUUUGUUACCACUGUUCCCACCCCCCAUCUUGAUGGAAAGCACGUCGUCUUCGGAGAAGUGAUCAACGGCAAAGGACUUGUCCGCAAGGUGGAACAACUCCCAACCAGCCCUGGUGACAAGCCACACUCGGAAGUCAAGGUCGUUGCCUGCGGUGAAAUUACGGGCGAUGAAUAUGAAACCGCUACUAAGCGUGCUGUAGACCCAACUGGAGAUACAUAUGAAGACUACCCAGAAGACAACGACCAGGAGUUCACAGGUCCCGAGUAUUUCAAGAUUGCCACUGAACUUAAGGAGUUUGGCAAUACUGCUUUCAAGUCUGGUGAUGUGCAGCUGGGUCUGGAGAAAUACCAAAAGGGUUUGCGCUACCUUAAUGAAUAUGCCGAGCCUUCUGAGAAUGACCCCCCAGAGCUUGCUGGACAGAUGAUGACUCUCCGAUUUGCUCUCCACUCUAACUCCGCCCUCCUUGCUAACAAAUUGAAACGCUAUAAUGACGGCCGAACGUGGGCCGGAUAUGCUCUCGACCAAGCUGGUCAUGCCAAAGCCAAGGAUGCGGACCGGGCAAAGGCCCACUAUCGACGAGCUGUUGCCCUUGCUGGAUUGAAGGAGGAGGAUGGGGCUCUCAAGGACCUAGAAGCCGCUGCCAAAUUUGCCCCCAACGACGCUGGAAUCAUUGCCGAGAUCUCCCGUGUGAAGAAGAGUAUUGCUGAGCAAGACCGCAAGGCCAAAGCUGCUGCAAAGAAAUUCUUCUCUUAA
This is a messenger RNA of Trichophyton benhamiae CBS 112371, 1437 nucleotides long. RefSeq lists its product as uncharacterized. The record is from RefSeq and is a predicted model, not a curated record. Gene Ontology annotation, molecular function: protein binding; peptidyl-prolyl cis-trans isomerase activity. Lineage: Eukaryota; Fungi; Ascomycota; Eurotiomycetes; Onygenales; Arthrodermataceae. The coding region runs from base 1 to 1437 and encodes 478 amino acids. Gene Ontology annotation, cellular component: intracellular membrane-bounded organelle. Gene Ontology annotation, biological process: protein folding; protein peptidyl-prolyl isomerization. The transcript has 4 exons.